CUCCCGGGGGCUCCGCGCCCCCGCGCCCAGGUCCCUCCCCCUUGGCGGGCGCUCACAGGCCGCACGGGCAGCGCGAGCCCCGGAGCCCCGGCGGCCUGUGCGCCGGGAGCCGGCAUGGACCCCGAGCGCUGCGCGCUUUUCGGCGUGGGGCCCGAGCCCGGUCCCUACGCGGCCGCGGGGGACGAGCCACCCGGCCCCCAGGGGACCCCCGCCGGCGCGCCUCACCUGCACCCCGCGCCGCCCCGCGGCCCCCGCCUGACCCGUUUUCCGGCCUGCGGGCCCUCGGAGCCCUACCUCCCAGAGCCGGCCAAGCCGCCCGCCAAGUACCUGCAGGACCUCGGGCCCGGCCCGGCGCGCAACGGCAGCCACUUCUACGAGGGCCCCGCGGAAGCCGAGGAGAAGGCCUCCAAAGCUGCCAGCUUCCCCCAGCUGCCCUUGGACUGCCGAGGGGGGCCCAGAGACGGGCCCUCUAACUUGCAAGACUCCCCAGGCCCUUGUCUGGCCAGCCUGCGUGUCCCUCUGUCCCCGGGACUGCCUGAUUCCAUGGAGUUGGCCAAGAACAAGAGCAAGAAGCGCCGUAACCGCACGACCUUCAGCACGUUCCAGCUGGAAGAGCUGGAGAGAGUCUUCCAGAAAACCCACUACCCUGAUGUGUAUGCCCGGGAGCAGCUGGCUCUGCGAACGGACCUCACCGAGGCCCGGGUACAGGUCUGGUUCCAGAACCGCAGAGCGAAGUGGCGGAAGCGCGAGCGCUAUGGGAAGAUCCAGGAGGGGCGGAACCCCUUCACAUCUGCCUACGACAUCUCUGUGCUGCCCCGAACAGACAGCCACCUGCAGCUGCAGAACUCCCUGUGGCCCAGUCCAGGGUCCGGGAGCCCCCCCGGCCCCUGCCUCGUGUCUCCAGAGGGCAUGCCCUCCCCAUGCAUGUCUCCAUACUCCCACUCUCAUGGGAAUGUGGCUGGCUUCAUGGGGGUGCCAGCCUCCCCUGGAGCCCACCCUGGCAUCUACUCCAUCCAUGGCUUCUCCCCUGCCCUGGGGGGCCACAGCUUUGAGCCUACCCCAGAUGGCGACUAUAGGUCUCCAAGCCUCAUCUCGCUCAGGGUGAAGUCCAAGGAGCCACCCAGCCUACUGAACUGGACCACGUGAUCGGUUGCGUGGACAUGCAGACUAAGCUGCCCACCCCCCUUUUCUGUUCCCAGCUGCUCCCACCCCAUCCCAGCCUGGAUGCCAGAGAGGGCACACCUCUGCCUCCAAGCCCCAGUCGGUUCCCGGAGGCCCAGGCAGAGCAGCUGGGAUCCUCAGCCUCCUGCAGGGAACAAGCUAGAGUUUUUUUUUUUUCUCUUAAAAUAAGGUGGGGCUGCCCAGGACAAAGGGGGCUGCAAAGCAGGUAGGACUCUUCCUACCACACACUGGGUCCCUUCAUCCAACUCUGGGCUGGAGGGAGGAAGACACUGCCCUGCUUCUGCAGACUUUGUCCAAGUUUAAGUGUCAUCCCUCCAGCUGAAAUGGCUGAACUGGUUCCUCAUUCAGGGAACCCAGGAAAACAAGAGGAUGACACAGGUUGAACCAGGAGCAGCUCUUUGUGACUAAGGGGAAACUAGUGUUGCAGCAUGAGCAUCUAGGGCCAGCCUGACUCCCUCCUCGCACCACCAGGGGGCGAGCACUCGGCGUCCGGAGUUCACAAGGGCCUGAAGGCCACUGGGGAAAAGGUGCCAGAAAAGGUGCCGGGAGGCCCAGCUCCAGCCACCCCUUACUCCUGCCCUGUGCCCCCGCCCCCAACAUGCCAUGAAGUCCUCACCCCCUCCAAGGGGGCAGAAAGGCCACCAGAAACCACCAAAUAUUUGGAUUCUCUUCUGUGGGCUCAGGCCAGAGCUAUGCCAUAGAAACUGUAAGCUCCCCUGGUUUACUCAUUAGAUGUUGGUAAGAAUAAAACAGACUUCCACGGAUUCUAAGCCCCUGAGAUCUCAAACCCCACUUUUGUAAAAAAAAAAAAAGGUGUGCUGCCCAGCAUAAUAAUAAAGAUGGCAGUAUUUUUUAG
Molecule: messenger RNA, 2038 nt
Organism: Mirounga angustirostris (Northern elephant seal)
Lineage: Eukaryota; Metazoa; Chordata; Mammalia; Carnivora; Phocidae
Gene: ALX3
Product: ALX homeobox 3
Exons: 4
Coding region: 115-1146 (343 amino acids)
Biological process (GO): regulation of transcription by RNA polymerase II
Molecular function (GO): RNA polymerase II transcription regulatory region sequence-specific DNA binding; DNA-binding transcription factor activity, RNA polymerase II-specific
Source: RefSeq, a predicted model, not a curated record